CCCAGCGCCGCUCGCACCUACAUUCCACUCGGUUUUGCACUCAGAGUGAAGGUUCAAUUUACAAGCCAGGAAGAGAUGGACGGGCCGGACGUGGACGAGAGUGUGACGCCGCUUAUCACUUUCUACUGCUUCUCACCGCGCAGCAUGUACGAGUGCUGCGACCUGCCGCUGCCGUCGCCGCCGCCGCCGCCGCUCAAGCCGACGCCGCCCGGGUUCCUCCAUGCAUCCCGGCUCGUCGACGCAAUGGAGUCACUGGACACGACGUCCGGGGGCAUGGUGCGCAAGGUGCUCCUCAAGCUCAAGGAGCGGUCGGUCGAGCCAUUCCCGCUCGACGACUGGCUCUACUACUGCGAGCACUGCGCUAAGUACACGACGCACACGACCUCGAAUCACAUUUGCCACCACUGCCAUGCGAUGGACGCGCACAAGAGCGAGGCGUGCCCCAAGGUCCGCGACCGCUUUUGCUCAUUCUGUGCAUCCAUGGCGACGCGCGAGCCGUCUGCGCACAGCAGCGCCGACCACCUCUGCUUCCACUGCCACGCGCGCGGGCAGCACCUCACGUGCCUCCUGCCGGCCGCGCCGACAAAGGCGUUUACGCAGGCCUCGUCGUGGUUCCAUCGGGCGCCGUACUGCAACUUUUGCGAAAAGACAGCGUCCCACGACACCUACAUGCACGUGUGCCGGCUCUGCAAGCAAGUCGGCGACCACCGAUCGACCGACUGCCCGAGCGCGCGGGCGCCAUGUGAUUUCUGCGCCGCCACUUCCCACGCGACGGCGGAGCACAUGUGCCACCACUGCAAGCAAGUCGGGGACCACCGCGGUUUGCACUGCACGCAUCAUAGCACGCCCGGCUUUUUUCCCAAGAAGCUCAAUGACAUGGAAGCCAAGCUCCGGUGGACCUUGGCCAGCAUGGGCUUGUGGAGCGGCGGGUCCCAAACGCCGUUGACGACGCCACGGCACUUGUCGCACCCGUCGCCGCAUGCCGAGCCGUCGACACUGAGCGCAACGACGUACGUGCUCUCGUACAUGGAGGGCCAGUCGAUCGUUCCGGCCCGCGUCCUCAAGUACAUGCGGCUGCUCAUGCACCACGACGUGCCGACCAAUGCAUUUGACGUCGUUGUCCGCAUCGACAUUUGGGAAAUGAAGCGGCCGGGGAUGGUGAGUCCGCAGUCGUUUCCGGCGACGCCAAAGUUGCGCUCGACGCACCACACGCGCAUGAACGCGUACACGGAGAGCGUCCUGAGAGGCGCUCGCGUCAAACUCGAAGGUCUCAUUCGCCAACAGUACGGCGACGCGGCCCUUCGGUGACCCGAUUUUCUUUUGUCAGGUUGCCAUGUACUAGUAUAUUAAGACUAUCAAUACCACAGCAUCACACAUCGAUGGUGUCACUCGG
Messenger RNA from Saprolegnia diclina VS20, 1393 nucleotides. RefSeq lists its product as hypothetical. NCBI's taxonomy places the organism in Eukaryota, Oomycota, Saprolegniomycetes, Saprolegniales, Saprolegniaceae. The transcript has a single exon. The record is from RefSeq and is a predicted model, not a curated record. The coding region runs from base 76 to 1308 and encodes 410 amino acids.